Saccostrea cuccullata (small rock oyster) is the source of this 1363-nucleotide messenger RNA. RefSeq lists its product as uncharacterized. The record is from RefSeq and is a predicted model, not a curated record. The transcript is spliced from 3 exons. Bases 83 to 763 code for a protein of 226 amino acids. NCBI's taxonomy places the organism in Eukaryota, Metazoa, Mollusca, Bivalvia, Ostreida, Ostreidae.
CGUGACGCAGACUAGAAGCGUGUAUCCAGCAGACAACUUUCACUUUUCGGUUGAGCGCCAAGUUGAAUGGAUCGUUGUCGAUAUGCCCCCCAAAAAAGUUUACAAUAAAGGUGGUGGACAUACACCAAAUCAAAAAUCAGCAGCAAAAAUCACCAAAAAGUACAAAACAUGUGGAAAGAGAAUGUCUCCACAGAGAAGGGAGAAAGUCAGAAGGGCACUGUAUGAUCCUACUGUGGAUGUUGGAAUGGUGAAGUCCAAGAGUUCAGCUUCAAGAAAAGUUAUAAUUGACAAAUGUGUUGUGAAAGGCUAUCAUGCCUUUAAAAUCCGUCCCCCCUUUACAUCUCCUCCAACUCGUUUACUUGUUGACAGGGAAUAUUCAAACAUCAAAGAUGACAAUGCUUGUCUGGUGUGGCUGCCGCCAUUGAACAAAUUUCCCCAACAUAUUCAUAAUGAUAUUACAGAUGAAAAACGCCAACUGAAAGUUAGUGACAUAGCUGGUCUACCUAUCGGACAUGUACCCAGGUGUCUUUCUGCACAUUUUCGUAAUAUUUUGGAUAAUGGUGGUGAAAUAUUUGCUGAAGUGACUGGACAGCCAGUGCCAAGUUUUCAUCCAUGGCCAGAACCUAAUAAGGAAGGGGGUGGUGUUGUUCUUCCUUGCAAGUAUAUACUUGCAAAUGUAGAUGGUGAAAAUUUGUUUAAUGAACUGAAAGAUUUCUUUUCAAAAUUAGAAGAGGGUGAUGCAAUGGAACUGUACAAAUCAUGAUUAAAUAAUACACAGAAUGUAUUACCCCAAGUUUGGCAUCACUGAGUCCUCAAAUAAUUGUUAUGCAUGUCCUUUUUCCUGUAUCCUUUCAUCUGUGUUUAUAAUUACAGGAAAGUUUGUUCAUGUAUCUCAUAAAAUUAAUAAUAAUGAUGACUUAGAUUAACUUGAAACUAAUUGAUUUUUUUGUUUUGUAGAUCCAAGAUAGUCGUUUUUUUUAUCAACUAGUCAUUUUUUAAAAUGAAUUCAUUGUUUGCUUUUUUAUUAUUAUUUGUCGGGUGCAAUAAAAUGAACACUACUCAAAAAAAUUAUAUUAGCCUUUCUAUUUUUCUUGUUUAUAUUUUAUCAUGUUUACAGACCUUGUAAAACGUAAAAAGUGUAUUUUGACACCGCCCCUCACAAAGAGAAUCAGCUGUAUGUCACGUGAUUCGGUAAUGGAGAAAAUGAUCCGCUAAAGGAGAAAACAUCGUUCAUCACAGUUCAGAGAUAUCUUUUUAUUUAAUCAGCGGUUAUUGGGGAAAUAUAUAUGAUGUUAUACGUCAAACAUAGUACCACCAAACAAUGUUGUAGUAUGAAUUUAAUUCGAACUCAGGUAUGAACUAU